CCUCUGCGCGUGUCGCACACCCGUCUCUCUCUCUAAAAACUCAUGGAGACGACUAUUAUCUGCUAUUUCGGCCUCGGCCGAGCUGUAAACAAAGCACACUGAUAAAGCAAAAAAAGAAAGAACAAGAAGAAACGAACUUGACGGUGCGGUACUUUUGCGAAACGGUGCGUUUUACAGUAUGGAGGAAGAGAAGGAGAAAGAGAGUGGAGCUGAUGUGGUGAGGAGCUUGAUCGAGAUGGUCAACGACAUAUCGUCGAUCUCAGAGUACAGGUGUACGGUCAAGAAGCACUACUGCAAUUUGGCGAGGAGGUUGAAGCUGUUGAUCCCUCUGUUUGAGGAGAUUAGGGAUACAAAAGAGUUGGUUGUACCUGAAGAGACUGUGGAGGCUCUGAAGUCGUUGAGGGAAGCGCUUGAAUCGGCUAAGGAAUUGCUCAGAUUCGGUUGCGAAGGGAGCAAGAUCUACUUGGUCCUAGAGAGGGAGAAAAUUAUGAAUAAAUUUCACGAGGUGACAGCUCAACUGGAACAAGCUUUGAAUGGAAUUUCCUAUGAAAAUCUGGACAUAUCAGAUGAAGUUAAGGAACAGGUUGAACUUGUCCUUGCUCAGUUCAGAAGAGCCAAAGGAAGGGUUGAUGCUCCCGAUGUUGAGCUGCAUGAGGAUCUCUUGUCCCUUUACAACAAGAGCAAUGAUGCAGCAACAGAUCCAGCUGUCCUAAGGAGAUUGGCUGAUAAGUUACAAUUGAUGGGGAUAGUUGAUCUUACACAGGAGUCGCUAGCUUUGCAUGAGAUGGUUGAUGCCAGUGGAGGAGAUCCUGGGGAGAGCAUUGAAAAGAUGUCAAUGCUGCUAAAGAAAAUCAAGGAUUUUGUGCAAACAGAAAACCCUGACAUAGAAGCUUCUGCAGGAGAAAAAGGUAAUCCUUCAAGCUGCAGUGGACAAGUAUCCAGCGACAAAAAUUUUAAGGCCCCAGUUAUACCAGUUGAUUUCCGCUGUCCAAUAUCGCUGGAGUUGAUGAAGGAUCCUGUCAUUGUUUCAACAGGGCAGACCUAUGAACGUGCAUGCAUUGAGAAGUGGCUGGAUGCAGGGCAUGGGACAUGUCCAAAGACACAACAGAUCCUUGCUAACACUGUCCUGACACCCAACUAUGUUUUACGUAGUCUCAUAGCCCAGUGGUGUGAGGCAAAUGGCAUUGAACCACCAAAAAGACCCAGUAGUACUAGACCCAGUAAAACAACAUCUGCCUGUUCACCUGCUGAACGUACUAAGAUUGAAAGUCUUUUACGCAAGCUCACAUCCAACAACCCAGAAGACCAGCGAUCUGCUGCGGGUGAGAUCCGCCUUCUUGCCAAGCGUAAUGCAGAUAACCGUGUAGCCAUUGCUGAAGCUGGGGCAAUCCCCCUCCUUGUUGGUCUCCUUUCCACAUCUGACUCCCGUACCCAAGAGCAUGCUGUUACGGCACUGCUUAAUCUCUCCAUCUGUGAGGAUAACAAAGGAAGCAUAAUAUCCUCUGGGGCAGUUCCUGGUAUAGUUCAUGUGCUGAAAAAGGGGAGCAUGGAAGCUCGGGAAAAUGCAGCAGCUACCCUUUUCAGCCUUUCUGUUGUGGAUGAAAAUAAGAUUACAAUUGGUGCUUCAGGAGCCAUCCCACCACUUGUGACAUUACUGAGUGAAGGAACCCAAAGGGGUAAGAAGGAUGCUGCAACAGCACUCUUCAACUUGUGCAUUUUCCAAGGGAACAAGGGAAAGGCAGUGAGGGCUGGUGUUGUUCCCACACUGAUGCGGCUGCUAACUGAACCAGGAGGAGGAAUGGUGGAUGAGGCACUAGCCAUUUUAGCAAUAUUGGCUAGCCAUGCUGAAGGUAAAGCUUCCAUCGGAUCUGCGGAGGCAGUGCCGGUUUUGGUAGAGGUUAUUGGGAAUGGAUCCCCCAGGAAUAGAGAGAAUGCAGCUGCAGUUUUGGUGCACCUUUGUGCUGGUGACCACCAACAUCAUCUUGCAGAGGCCAAAGAGCUUGGAGUGAUGGGUCCACUGGUGGAUUUGGCACAAACUGGCACAGAAAGGGGCAAGCGAAAGGCUGCACAGUUGAUAGAGCGUAUGACUAGGUUUGUUGAGCAACAGAAGCAGGCUCAGGUACUAGCUGAGGCUCAAGCUCAAGCUCAAGCUCAGACCCAGCAGUCAGCAGCCACAGCCAUCCUCCACAGUGAAGUCGGAGGAUAGCUGAGGAUUUUGUUUUCACUUGUUGACAUUUGUUUUUGUUCAUCUUAUUCUACCUUUAUUUCUUUGGUUCUUUUAAAGUAAUUGAAAGAGGCGGCUUUGCUUCGGAGGGAAAGGUGGAAGAUCACCUACACCCCUGUCUGUAAGUUAUUCAUUUGUUUUUGUGGGACGAGGACCUUAUUUUGAAGAGAUUAUUCAGAGUGCCUUCAAUAGGGGAAAGGGGGAAAAAAAAGAAAAGGAAGAAAAGGGCAGAGAUGUAUCUGACACUUGUGAAAUGUACCAUUGUAACAUGUACGACUGUAUCUGUAAUCAUCCUCGGUUUUUAAUGAAGAGAUGUUUCCUGUAGUAUUCAAACCAAA
This is a messenger RNA of Quercus robur (English oak), 2562 nucleotides long. RefSeq names its product U-box domain-containing protein 13. Gene Ontology annotation, cellular component: cytoplasm; nucleus. Bases 179 to 2206 code for a protein of 675 amino acids. Gene Ontology annotation, molecular function: protein binding; ubiquitin-protein transferase activity. The record is from RefSeq and is a predicted model, not a curated record. Lineage: Eukaryota; Viridiplantae; Streptophyta; Magnoliopsida; Fagales; Fagaceae. Gene Ontology annotation, biological process: protein ubiquitination; cell surface receptor signaling pathway. The transcript has 4 exons.